Hypoxylon trugodes is the source of this 2272-nucleotide messenger RNA. RefSeq names its product TFIIH basal transcription factor complex, subunit SSL1. The record is from RefSeq and is a predicted model, not a curated record. NCBI's taxonomy places the organism in Eukaryota, Fungi, Ascomycota, Sordariomycetes, Xylariales, Hypoxylaceae. Gene Ontology annotation, cellular component: transcription factor TFIIH holo complex; transcription factor TFIIH core complex. The coding region runs from base 502 to 1950 and encodes 482 amino acids. The transcript is spliced from 2 exons. Gene Ontology annotation, molecular function: zinc ion binding. Gene Ontology annotation, biological process: regulation of transcription by RNA polymerase II; DNA-templated transcription; nucleotide-excision repair.
GUCUAAGUACGUAACCUUUGGAAGUACCUUCAAGUUACCAAUUCAGUAUUAUCUACACAACAUCUGAUUGGUCGAAGCUUAUAAUGCUAAAUACGAGGCUACGCAAUCGCCGCGGUCGCGCUCAACAAAGAAAAACAGCCUUGUCCUAUUGCAUCUCUCCCGUCUAGAUUUUACAACUUUUUUGUUCUGGCGGGAUUGUGUCUCGCCGGUGUUUUAUCGAGGAUUUCAUGGUUAUUUUAUGGGGGUUAUGUGGUACUUUGAUCCUCUUAUUGACAAUGCCUUGAGGUUUCGUAAGAAAAAAAUCUCGCCGACGCAUUAAUCGUCAUUAAGAGCUUAGGACUCUUUCUAUUCUUUUCCUCCCUUUCUCUUUCUUCCUCUCCAUUUUCCAUAUAACCACCCCUUAAGUCUUCGCGCCGACAAAGGGAUUUUAUUAUUCUAUCAAUUCUGGCACGUUUUCACUAGUUAAAGUUGCCCAACACAAAUCACGAAUCUAACGCGACCAUGGCCGAUUCCGACGGUGAAUACCAAGCCGACGACGUUACUGACGACGAGUUCGGCGAUCACCAAGUGACAUCUAGUACGCGACACGGUACACGAACCCAAUCCAAAGCCGAUAAAUCUAAGAAAGGUGGACGUAAGGGCGCUAAGGCCGCUUGGGAAGGCAUACAAAGGUCGUGGGAUACAGUCGUCGAAGAUGCAGAUGGCACACUCGCUGGUGUUAUCGAGGGCCGCGCCGAAGCAGAAAAGCGUGCGCGACUUUUGAAGGAUACAACACCCCUACAACGUGGUAUAAUACGUCACUUGGUCCUAGUUCUAGACAUGUCCUUUGCUAUGCUCGAAAAGGAUAUGUUACCCAGCCGCUACGAGUUAACGAUGGCCUAUGCCUCUCAGUUCGUCCGAGAAUAUUUCGAGCAGAAUCCGAUCUCACAGUUAGCCGUAAUAGGUAUGCGGGACGGCGUCGCGAUCAGGAUCAGUGACAUGGACGGAAACCCGACUGAACACCUUGAGAAACUACAGGAUUGGAUCAAGCAGGAUCCCCAAGGAAACCCGAGUUUGCAAAAUGCCCUGGAGAUGUGCAGAGGUGCUCUAUUCCAUACACCAUCGCAUGGAACAAGAGAGGUCGUUGUUGUCUACGGAGCGUUAAUAUCAAGCGACCCGGGCGACAUACACGAGACCAUCAACUCCUUGAUUGGCGACCGUAUACGAGUGUCUAUCGUCGGACUUGCAGCACAAGUCGCUAUUUGCGAAGAGCUAUGUUCCAAGACCAACGGUGGAGAUAAUUCGAGUUAUAGCAUAGCUCUUCACGAAGAACAUUUCAAAGAUCUAUUAUUAGCGAUAACGACACCUCCGAUUACCCGAACACAGGAGCAGAACAACGCAAGCUUGCUCAUGAUGGGCUUCCCCUCGAGAACUCUCGCCGCCGGAGAUAGUAUUCACUACUGCGCAUGUCAUAACCGACCUACACGAGAAGGCUAUGCCUGUACUCGCUGCACCUCCCGUGUCUGCCGACUACCCGCCGAGUGUCCCGGUUGCGGCCUUACACUUAUUCUAUCAACGCAUUUAGCCAGAUCUUACCACCACCUCUUUCCUCUGCGCAACUGGGUCGAGGUAUCAUGGUCUGAAGCUCGCCGCUCGAAGGCGUGCUACUCGUGUCUAACGCCAUUCCCCGAAGUACCCGAAUCGAAGAAAGGAAAAGCUAGAGCCGACAAACCUAAGGACAAAGGCGCUGCUGCCGGUGCGUCGCUCCCGCCGGUCAAAGGUCUAAGCGAAUCCGGAAGAUACGCGUGCGAAGUCUGCCGUAACCAUUUUUGCAUCGACUGCGAUUUAUUCGCCCAUGAAGUUCUGCACAAUUGCCCCGGAUGCCAGAGCGAUACGAGGGGUGCGCAAAAUGCUAAUGGCAGUGCUAAUGGCAACGGCGACGCUAAUGGCGCGAUGGAAAUCGACGGAUAGGCCUUGAACGACUGAACAAGUCCACGGUCCUUUUAUAGGAGAAUGAAUAUAACAUCACCAACACAGUCAAUUAGUGAUUGGACAGAGGUAAUCUUUGGAUGACCUCGAACCUUUAGGCAUUACUGCAUAGGAAAACAAAGAGGGGCGUUGGUGGGGUCUGCAUACUGAAUGAAUGGAUAAGGGGUGUUUGCACCUAAAUUUGCUGUUUCUAGGGGACGAAUUGCUUCAUAUAGAGGGGACAGAACUCACGCUUACGAUAUGUCAAUGAAUCCAUUAGGAGUAUAGAGGAUAUCCGAAUGAAUGACAAAAAAUAGCUAGCUAU